AUAUGCUACAAAUGACUCGUACAUUCUCGUACCAUACUACCUUGAUCCAACUAUACCAGCUCACACUCUAGUUAUAAACAGAAAUACCGGUUCUUUAGUGCUUAGCGAUCGUGAAUCAUUGGUUCCAAAUUCUAAUACUGAGGCUCUGACAAUAUUUGGUAUUUUUGGUGUUAUAAAACUAUUAUCUGGUGAAUAUCUUAUCGUAAUCACUGGUCGAGAACGUAUCGGAAGGUUAGGAAAACACGAUAUUUUCCAGGCGGAUCAGUUCCGAAUUCUUCCUUUCGCAAAAAAUAAUUUCCGUCUAUCUGGACAACAGGCGCAAGAUGAGAAGCGUUAUUUAUCACUUGUUGAAAGUUUGCUUAAAUCUGGUGCCUAUUAUUUUUCAUAUACGUAUGAUUUGACACACUCUUUACAAAGACAAGCACAAUUAGGUGACUUAGGCUCGAAACCUUUGUGGCAAAGGGCUGAUGACAGGUUUUUCUGGAAUCGUUACUUGCAAUCUAAAUUGAUUAACUUUACAGUUAACAAUCCUGAUCAGGAUUUAAGCGAUUUCAUCCUUCCUGUGAUAUUUGGAUUCGUUUCAAUUAGUAAUGCAAGAAUAAAUAAUAGAGACAUUAUAUUUUCUCUAAUCUCUCGUAGAAGCAGGCAUCGUGCAGGAACGCGUUUUUUUUCGCGUGGUAUCGAUGAUGAAGGAAAUGUAUCUAACUUUAAUGAAACUGAGCAGUUAGUAUUGUUGGAUCCUCCUAGAGAUGGCCGUAUUAUUACUUCACUUGAGGGAAAAAUUAAGUUAUCUUAUGUUCAGACGCGUGGAUCAGUCCCAGUUUGUUGGGCACAAAUCACCAAUAUAAAGUAUACACCAAGAUUGCAAAUUAUGGAUUCACCAAAUAAGAACGAGGCAGUUCGCCGACACUUUGAUGAGCAAACUAAAAUAUAUGGGAAACAAAUCCUAGUCCACCUUGCUAAUAAGACGGGUUAUGAAUAUCCGAUGGGAGAAGCUUAUGAGAAGGCAGUUAAGCAAUUAGAUGAUCCUAGACUAAAUUUUUAUCAUUUUGACUUUCAUCAUGAAUGUCGAAAAAUGCAAUGGGAUAGAAUUCAAAUUUUAAUUGACUCUAUUGAAGAAGAAUUGAUACAACAAAGUUAUUUUCAUAGUGAAGAAUCGGAAAAUAAUAAUGUUGUUUACAAGAGUCAAACAUCAGUAGUUCGUACUAACUGCAUGGAUUGCCUUGAUCGUACGAACGUUGUACAAUCUGCUUUGGCUAAAUGGAUGCUAACUCAACAAUUGCGAAGCGUUGGUGUGCUGAGCAACAAAGAACGAAUCGAAGAAAUUGGUGAUUUCAUGGAAAGAUUUAGAAAUGUCUGGGCAGAUAAUGCUGAUGCUAUUAGUUUGCCAUAUUCUGGAUCGGGUGCAAUGAAAACCGAUUAUACUAGAACCGGUAAGAGGACCAAGCAAGGAGCUGCCAUGGACUUACAAAGUGCCAUUACGCGUUAUUUUAUGAACAACUUUAUGGAUGGAUCACGACAGGAUGCAUACGAUCUAUUAUUGGGCAAUUAUGAAGUUGAACUUGGCGUAUCACCAUUCAUCGAUAAUAGGUCGUUUCAAGUUAAAAUAAUUCCUCAAAUACUAGUAGCAUGUAUUAUUUUCUUUUUAUUUUUAUACAUGAUUCCAAAAUCUGAAUUUGCUUACUUAAUACGUCUCAUCAUGGUUAUCGAUUUUAUUGCUAUUACGUUCCUUAUUCGCUACAUUGUGGUACAUGGAACUGAUUUUGUAAAUUGGCCUUGUCUUGUACCUCCGAGUUAUCGACAUUAUCAAUGGAAUAAUGCAACGUCUCACCAAAAAAUAAGAAAAACAAGACGGCAUAGUGAUUCAGAGCAUGGCGAAAAGAUUGAUUAA
Dentiscutata erythropus is the source of this 1891-nucleotide messenger RNA. The record is from the annotation of a GenBank genome assembly. Lineage: Eukaryota; Fungi; Glomeromycota; Glomeromycetes; Diversisporales; Gigasporaceae.